Osmerus eperlanus (European smelt) is the source of this 4570-nucleotide messenger RNA. RefSeq names its product solute carrier family 45 member 4. Lineage: Eukaryota; Metazoa; Chordata; Actinopteri; Osmeriformes; Osmeridae. Gene Ontology annotation, molecular function: sucrose:proton symporter activity. Gene Ontology annotation, cellular component: membrane. The record is from RefSeq and is a predicted model, not a curated record.
AUGCCGACCCUGGUGCCAACAGGGAUGCUGUUGUGGGAGGGGCUGGCCAUUGGAGACGUGCCAAACAACCAGCCAAUCGGCAUCGUUUUAACAGUUCUGGGUGUGGUGGUGCUGGACUUCUGUGCCGACGCCACGGAGGGACCAAUCAGAGCCUACCUUCUAGACGUGGCCGACACAGAGGAACAGGACAUGGCGCUGAACAUCCACGCCUUCUCCUCUGGUCUGGGUGGAGCAGUGGGUUAUGCACUGGGCGGUCUGGACUGGACGCACACCUUCCUAGGCUCCGCCUUCAAAUCCCAGGAACAAAUCCUCUUCUUCUUCGCCGCCAUCCUGUUCUCCGUCUCCGUGGCGUUGCACCUGGUGAGCAUCGAGGAGCAGCAGUACAGCCCCCAGAACGACCGAUUGGACGAGGAAUCCGCCGAGCCCGCCCACCCCUCCCUGGAAGCCAAUGGGCUGCUGGCAGGCCCGGUGGACAAGGACGACCGCGGCUCGGAGCGCAACCUCGCCAUGGACUUCCUGGACGUGGAGCUGGUCCGUAGCCGGAGCGACUCCGUGCUGGAGCAGCAGGAGCUGUUCCUGCACCACAUCGAGCCGUCCAUCUUCUCCGAGCGCCUGUCGUCCUAUCACGGCUCGCCGCCGCGCCGCCGAAGCAGCGCCGGCAGCGAGGACUACCUACGCUCCAAGGUGUCGCGCCUGUCGGCCUUCCUGCAGGAGCUGGAGCGCGACGGCGAGGAGACGCUGCUCAACAACCAGCUCAACGAGACGCUGGCGCCGCACGGGCGCACCGUCGCCAACGGCAACGCCGCCGCCGCCGGCGCGCGCCUCAAGGCCUCCCGCGCCACCGCCGCCCACAACAACAACGCCGCCGCCUCCGCCUCCACGCGCCGCCGCCACACCUUCUACCGCCAGCCCUCCUGCACGUUCUCCUACUACGGCCGCGUGGGCGCUCACCGCUACCGCUACCGCCGCGCCAACGCCGCCCUGCUCAUCAAGUCGUCGCGGAGCAUGAACGACCUGUACGAGGUGCCGGCUCGCCAGCGCCGGAAGCAGCAGCGGGCGCGGCACCCGAGCGGCAACACGGUGUCGAGCGGGGACACGGAGAGCGAGGAGGAGGACGUGGAGACCACGGUGAAGCUGCUGUGGAUGUCCAUGCUGAAGAUGCCCCCAGAGCUGUGGAGGCUGUGCGUGUGCCACCUGCUCACGUGGUUCGCCGUCAUCGCCGAGGCCGUGUUCUACACCGACUUCAUGGGGCAGGUCAUCUACCAUGGGGACCCCACGGCUCCUGCUAACUCCACAGACCUGCAGAACUACAACAUAGGCGUCCAGAUGGGCUGCUGGGGACUGGUCAUCUACGCUAUGACUGCUGCUGCCUGCUCUGCCGUGCUCCAGAAGUACCUGGACAACUUUGACCUUAGCAUAAAGAUCAUCUACAUACUGGGCACGCUCGGCUUCUCCAUAGGAACCGCCGUCAUGGCGAUGUUCCCUAACGUGUACGUCGCCAUGGUGAUGAUCAGCAGCAUGGGCAUCAUCUCCAUGUCUAACUCCUACUGCCCCUACGCCCUGCUGGGCCAGUACCACGAGAUCAAGGAGUACAUCCACCACAGCCCAGGUAUCCGGCGGGGCUUCGGUAUCGACUGUGCCAUCCUGUCCUGCCAGGUGUACAUCUCCCAGAUCCUGGUGGCGUCUGCACUGGGCGCCAUGGUGGAGGCCGUGGGCAGCGUGCGCGUCAUCCCCAUGGUGGCCUCCGGGGGCUCUUUCCUGGGGUUCCUCACUUCCUGCUUCCUGGUCAUCUACCCCGGGCAGGGCGGUGAGGGGGAGGCAUCCAAGGCGGAGCAAAAGGCUCUGACCGCGCCCCUUGGCAACGGGGGUUCCGGUAACGGCGUGACGGAGAAGCCGAGCGUUCUGAAGCUCACGAAGAAGGGCGUGGCUAAAACCACCACUUGCCGGCUGGAGUGUGAGUCCACGCUCUGAUUGGACGCGACGAUGAGGCCGGAUGGAUCUGCUGUUGAUUAGCAAGGCAACGGCCAGACAUGUUCCCACAACAAUGGGGAUAACUGACCUCCAGCUACCACAAGACAAUGCAUAAUGGGAGUUAUAGUUCUCUCAGAGUCUUGAAAGGGCCAGGAUUUCGAUCUUUUUUAAACCGUAUCUGGUUUGCAAAAUUUGUGUCCUUGGACCUUCAAUAACCCAGGGUCAGUUUGUACAUCUAGGUCAGUUUGUCAACUUGGGUCAGUUAUCAACCUGGGUUAGUCGUUAACCCAGGUGAGUUUAUCCUAGGUCAGUUUUAACCCUGGAGUUUAUCCUGGGCCACUUUAAACUUGGGUUAGUUGUUAACCCAGGUGAAUUAAUCCUGGGUCCAUUUUAAUUUAGGAGUUUAUCCUGGGCCAGUUUUAACCUGGGUUAGAUUGGGUCUCAGGAUGAAAGCUGUCUCUCUCUCAGGGCCACCAGGGGGCGCCAGAGGGCCGCUUGCCUGGACAGGACACUUCAGGGGCGAACACACUCUACACACACUCCUAUAUCAACAUACUCUCACACACUCCUAUGCACACACACGCGCAUACUCUCACAAGCGCACAUACACACACGCAUGCACAUAAACACACCUGCGCUUACUUUUCUGACUUCCAAACCUGGGUCAAGAUAAAGGAAUACACAGUCAAAUAUAUAAAUAGAUUAUUUUUUACUUCUAAAAAGUUACAAUCAUUUGAAAAUAUUGAAAAAUUCAGCUCUUCCUUUUGAACGAUGAUGUUUAGUUUAGUAUUUAGUGAGAGUCUUCUCUAUGUCGACUUAAAUGUUUCGGCAGGAAACAUUGUAAUCACCAAAAGUAUAAUUUAUAUAUGGUUGUUCCUUUGCGGACUGACAUACACUUGUCCAUUGCUCCUGUAGCUAUAAGCCUACAGAGUUGAUGGGUUUUGCUAUAUUGCGUAGUACAGAUAGGAUGUAAACACAGAACCGGCGAAAAGUAUUGGUGUAAAGUUUACAUCAUACAAGUAUAUGGGGCAUGUGUACAGUUUACACUGUAAACGAUACGGUGCAUGUGUAAAGUUUACUUUGUAAAACAGAUAGUAUAUGUGUAAAGUCUACACAGUAACGUAUACACGGCGGGUGUAAAGUUGACACUGUAAAGUAUACCAGGUGUUUGGAGAGGGCAUUACUACUGGUGCAGACACUUUAUCUUGAUGUUACAACAAUAAUCUCAAUGCUGCAGAGGAGAGGAGGAUAGCUAACCAAACGAAGGGGGGAGAUGGAGGAAGCCUGACAUGGACUUUAAUGCUUCUCCUUUCUUUUCUUGUGUUGUCUUUAAAAAAUGUUAUCCUCUUAUGUUGCUGCACAAUGCGAGUUCAUGGUGAUGAGGAUGCCAAUGAAGAUUAGAACGUUAAGGUUGGAGAUGACUGUCGGUCAUACCGAUUGCCUGAUUUUCAAGCGGAGGGGAGGGAAGAAGGGAGAGGGGGAAGUAUAGGAGGGCCAGGAAGGUGAGGUGUUGUGUGUGUGUGUGUGUGUGUGUGUGUGUGUGUGUGUGUGUGGGGGGGGGGGGGGGGGGCAUCCACACACCGCCCUCCCACAUACCCACAGCACUUAGGCAGAACUUGAAGCUGUGCAGGAAUACAUGGUUUUAUUUUCCACCCACAUAGAAUGUCUAUUCUAUUUUUCUAACUGAAUGAGAGUGUGAUUAAUAUGUAGAAAGAUCAUUUCACAGGUUGUCAGUUUACAUACUAUACACCUGUUGCAUUGUCUAAAUAGCUAUGUGCUGGGUUAGCUUAGCCUAGCCUAGCUGUGUGCCUAGGUUAGCCUAGCUGUGUGCCUAGGUUAGCCUAGCUGUGUGCCUAGGUUAGCCUAGCCUAGCCCACCAUAUGUCUGGGUUAGCCAACGCUAGCUGAAUGCUAGGUCAUCCUAACCUAGCUGUGUGCCUGGGUUAGUCUAAGGGUGGAGUGUUUGCUGGGUAAGGGGUUGCAGCCAGCCAGUCUGUUACAUUAAAUAUAUGUUGACAGACAUCCCAACCUGCAGAGACUCCUGCAGGUGGCUCCCCCCCCCCCCCCCGGGACGCAAUCCGGACGCAUGAUGUACCCCAUCAACCUGCACGUAACCCCCCCCCCCCCCCCGACGCAAUCAGGACGCGCGAUAUGCACCUAUCUCUACCAGAAAUUACCAUUAGACAGUCUCUCGCUCGCUCGAAAUAUAAAAUCCCUGAUUUCCGUGAGAUUGUAGAGCAUUUACGGGCGAGCCGCUAUUGAAAUGCGGGAGACUCCCGGACCUUCCUGGAGACUUGGGAUGUCUGUGUUGAGGAGGGUGCUUUUACUUGUUGACCUGCAGUGCCAGGCCAGGGUCUAGUUAUGACUGCUUAUGGGUGGUUAGAGCUGGUCAAAGCUGUUGUCACUAUUGUUGUUCCAGCUGUGUGGGUCUAUGCCAUGAGAGAGAUUUGAGUGUGUGUUAAACUUUAAACAAUAAUCUGAGAUCUUUCCAGAACAUCUGAAGGAGUCUAACCAAACUACAAAGUGAGUGCAAAAUGAAAGAUUGUUGUCAAAUCAAGACGCUGCAAUAAUUAUACUGUUCUGCCUCAGUUGGGGGUGGG